AUGAGUCUAUGGCAUCCACCCAAAUUUGAGAAUGAGAAAAUGUUGAACUAUGGAAAGGGAUCCCCAGAGAGGGCAGAGUUGACUCGGACAUUGGACAAAUUGAAGCAAGAAAUGCCGGUCAAAAUCCCCAUCACCGUGAAUGGAUCUACGUUGGAAACGAUUGAGUCCCGAAAGCAAGAGAAUCCCUCGAAACACCGGGAGAUUGUGGCCGAAUAUGCAGCAGCAACUCCCGCGCAGACAAAUGUAGCCGUGGACGCUGCCCUUAAGGCCAAACCGGCCUGGGAGGCCAUGCCUUUUGAGGACCGUGCUGCCAUUUUCCUGCGGGCUUCAGAGCUCAUCACCGGCAAAUACCGCUCGGAAUUGGUGGCAGCCACCAUGCUAGGCCAGGGCAAGAACAUCUGGCAGGCGGAGAUUGACGCUCCCGCUGAGACGGUCGACUUCUUUCGACACUACAUCCAGGAGUGCUGGUCACUCUUCUCGCAACAGCCUAAAGUCCAGCCCGCCGGUACUUGGAACAAGCUGGAAUAUCGUCCUCUGGAGGGCUUCGUCUACGCUAUUGCACCGUUUAACUUCACGGCGCUCGGCGCCACUCUGAUCGGCCCGGCCGCGCUGCUAGGCAACGUUGUGAUUUGGAAGCCAUCCGACUCGGCUCUCCACGCCAGCUGGCUCCUGCAUCAGAUCCUUCUGGAAGCCGGACUUCCCAAGGACGUGAUCCAAUUCCUUCCCGGCGAUGCCGAAGAAGUCACCAACACCCUCCUUCAACGACCCGAGUUCGGCGCCCUCACCUUCAUCGGCUCCACGCAAGUCUUCAAAAGCCUCCAGAAGAAAAUCGGAAACGGCAUCGGCGACGGCAUAUACAACUCCUACCCCCGAGUGGUCGGCGAAACCGGCGGCAAGAACUGGGGCCUGGUGCACCCAUCCGCCGACAUCAAGAACGCCGCCUUGAACACCAUCCGCGCCGCCUUCGAAUACCAGGGCCAGAAGUGCUCCGCCAACUCCCGCAUCUACGUCCCCGAAUCCGUAUGGCCCGAAUUCCAACAGCAUCUACAGGACCAACUAGCCCGUCUCAGCGUCGGCCCCGUCGACGAAUACCGCCACUUCAUCAAUCCGGUGAUCCACGAGCGUGCCUUCGACCGUCUCACACAAUUCAUCUCCGCCGCAAAACAAGACCCCGAGCUGGAUCUCAUCGCCGGCGGCCUUGCCUCCAAAGAAGACGGCUACUUCGUGUACCCCACCGUCUACCGCACCACCAACCCGCGACACGAGAUCAUGUCGCGCGAGCUCUUCGGCCCCAUCCUCGGUGUCUACGUCUACCCAGACGCAGAAUGGGACUCGACACUGGACCUCGUCAACACAACCUCCCGAUACGCCUUGACGGGAAGCAUCUUCGCCAAAGACGCCGUGGCGUCGCGCCAGGCCCAGACAGCCCUCAGACACGCCGCCGGCAUGCUGUAUCUGAACACGAAGUGUACGGGGUCUGUGGUCGCACAGCAGCCGUUCGGCGGGAGUCGGGACUCCGGGACAAAUGAUAAGACGGGGACGAUGGCGCAUUUGCAGCGGUUUGUGAGUGUUAGGACGAUUAAGGAGGAUUUUGGGACGUUGGAGCAGGUCGAGUAUCCGUCGAAUGAGGUGUAA
Messenger RNA from Aspergillus steynii IBT 23096, 1635 nucleotides. Its product is annotated as L-glutamate gamma-semialdehyde dehydrogenase. The transcript has 3 exons. Gene Ontology annotation, cellular component: mitochondrial matrix. Bases 1 to 1635 code for a protein of 544 amino acids. Gene Ontology annotation, molecular function: L-glutamate gamma-semialdehyde dehydrogenase (NAD+) activity. The record is from RefSeq and is a predicted model, not a curated record. Lineage: Eukaryota; Fungi; Ascomycota; Eurotiomycetes; Eurotiales; Aspergillaceae.